AUGGCUGCUGCUUCAGGGCCGACCGCCCGCCGCCACCGCCGCCGCCGCUGCCAGCGCCGCCAUCUUCACGCGCCGCCGCGCCGCAGGGGCUGCUGGGAAGGCGGGGCCGGCGCGGCGGCCACGCAGGGGGGCCUGAGGCGGCCCGGAAGCGGAGCCGCCCCGGAAGAGCUUGCGAUCCCGGCGCGCCUCGCGGCCCUGGCCGCUGCUUUCGCCGGGACCGCAACUCCCAGCAUCCACCGCGAGCGCCCCGGGGGCGGGCGGGGAGGCUCCACGUCAGGUUCCGGCGUGCCUGCCCGGAGGACUACAACUCCCGGCAUCCACCGCGAGCGCCCCGGCGGGCGGGCGGCGCCGCGCGGGGAGGACGGCGGGCCCGGGGCGUCUCCGCCUGCCUGUGCGCUGGGCGGGCCGGCGGCAGCCGAGGCGGAGCUCAUGGCCGCGCUGAGGGCGGGGCGGGCCGCGGGCCGCUGCCUGGGCAGGUGGCCGCUGCUUUGGGGGCCCCGCGCGGGCUGCUCGGGGCCUCCGCCGGCGUCCGAGUCCCGGGGCCCGGGCUGGGGCGGCGGGGUGCGGGCGCGGCCGUGCGCGGCCGUCCCGGUCCCCGACCCCGUCCCCGAGCCCGGGGCGCGGCCCCCGCCGGGCCCGGGCGGGCGCGAGUGGCUGGCCGUGGCGCUGGGCGCCGGCGGGGCCGCGCUGCUGCUGCUGCUGCUGCCGCCGGACCGGCGCCCGGGCUGCCGCCCCGUGGCCGCCGCCGUGCCCGCGCCGCCCCCGUCGCCGCCCCGCUCCCCGCGCCGCCAGUACAACUUCAUCGCCGACGUGGUGGAGAAGACGGCGCCGGCCGUGGUGUACAUCGAGAUCCUGGGCCGGCACCCCUUCUCGGGCCGCGAGGUGCCCAUCUCCAACGGCUCGGGCUUCGUGGUGGCCGCCGACGGGCUCAUCGUCACCAACGCGCACGUCGUGGCCGACCGGCGCCGCGUCCGCGUGCGGCUGCCCAGCGGGGACACGUACGAGGCGGUGGUCACGGCGGUGGACCCCGUGGCCGACAUCGCCACGCUCAGGAUCCAGACCAAGGAGCCGCUCCCGACGCUGCCGCUGGGCCGGUCCGCAGAUGUCCGGCAGGGCGAGUUCGUCGUGGCCAUGGGCAGCCCCUUCGCCCUGCAGAACACCAUCACCUCGGGCAUCGUCAGCUCUGCCCAGCGACCGGCCAAAGACCUGGGCCUCCCGCAGAAGAACGUGGAGUACAUCCAGACCGACGCAGCCAUCGACUUUGGAAACUCCGGUGGGCCCCUGGUUAACCUGGAUGGGGAGGUGAUUGGGGUGAACACCAUGAAAGUCACAGCCGGAAUCUCCUUUGCCAUCCCUUCUGAUCGCCUUCGAGAAUUUCUGCAUCGCGGGGAGAAGAAGAGCAACUGGUUUGGAAUCAGUGGGUCCCAGCGCCGCUACAUUGGGGUGAUGAUGCUGACGCUGACUCCCAGCAUUCUGGCCGAGUUGCAGCUCCGGGAGCCCAGUUUUCCUGAUGUCCAGCAUGGCGUCCUCAUCCACAAAGUCAUCCUCAACUCCCCUGCACACCGGGCUGGGCUUCGGCCAGGCGAUGUCAUCCUGGCCAUUGGGGAGCAGCUGGUGAAAAGUGCUGAAGACAUCUAUGAAGCUGUGCGGACCCAGUCCCAGUUGGCGGUUCGGAUCCGGCGGGGACCGGAAACAUUGACAUUGUACGUGACUCCUGAGGUCACGGAGUGACAAGGCUCGGACCCUGUGUUCUUUCCCGCCCAGCACUCGGGGCACCUGGACAGAAGCUGCAGGGAAGCAGUUGGGGCAGGUCCCUGCGACCACCAGCACCAAUUCUUGGGCUCUGAAGAAAGGAAGGCAAGAACACUUUUUAUAUAAAAUAAAAUUAUACCUAGCAA
This is a messenger RNA of Suncus etruscus (white-toothed pygmy shrew), 1898 nucleotides long. It is a transcript of the gene HTRA2, whose product is annotated as HtrA serine peptidase 2. Gene Ontology annotation, molecular function: serine-type endopeptidase activity; protein binding. Gene Ontology annotation, biological process: proteolysis; programmed cell death; positive regulation of apoptotic process. Lineage: Eukaryota; Metazoa; Chordata; Mammalia; Eulipotyphla; Soricidae. The transcript is spliced from 8 exons. The coding region runs from base 1 to 1731 and encodes 576 amino acids. The record is from RefSeq and is a predicted model, not a curated record. Gene Ontology annotation, cellular component: mitochondrion.